UUUUUCCAGAGAUUCCCCCAACUCAUCGCCGCUACGAACAACGAAGGAUCCACUUGCUUACACUGGGCCGCCCGUUGUGGAUCGUCUGAAUGCGUUUCUACAAUUCUCAACUUCCCAUUCCCAUCAGAAUAUUUGAUGGAAAUCGAUACCGUUGGUGCUCCAGCCUACAAGCUUGCCCUAGAUGUGAACGAGGUGGAUGGAGAGUGUCGAACUGCAAUGUAUCUGGCAGUGGCCGAGGGACAUUUAGAAGUCGUUCAGGCUAUGACGGAGUUCAAAUGCACGUCCAUAGACGGCAAACGCCGUUGCCCCUUCCAACUCGACGUCUACUGUACACGUGGCAGAACUCCAUUCAUGUUGGCUGCCUUCAACCACAAUCUUCCACUAAUGACU
This is a messenger RNA of Caenorhabditis briggsae, 390 nucleotides long. The transcript has 3 exons. The annotation marks the transcript as partial. The record is from RefSeq and is a predicted model, not a curated record. Gene Ontology annotation, molecular function: protein binding. NCBI's taxonomy places the organism in Eukaryota, Metazoa, Nematoda, Chromadorea, Rhabditida, Rhabditidae.